Messenger RNA from Ilex paraguariensis (yerba mate), 1274 nucleotides. Lineage: Eukaryota; Viridiplantae; Streptophyta; Magnoliopsida; Aquifoliales; Aquifoliaceae. The record is from the annotation of a GenBank genome assembly.
AUGCUUUGUAUAAUGGUAAGAGCCAAGAACUUGAUGAAUGGUGAGUCCACCAAGAGCAAGCUUUGGCUUAUGGAUUUGGCAGGCAGUGAGAGGAUUGCCAAGACAGAUGUGCAAGGGGAUCGGCUCAAAGAAGCUCAGAACAUCAAUAGAUCACUUUCAGCCCUUGGAGAUGUAAUAUCUGCUUUAGCAAGUAAAAGCAGUCACAUUCCUUACAGGCUUGAUAAAGCAAGGCAAGAAUCUAGAUCCAAAGAUAAAUCCUUAAGGAAGCAAGAGGAGAGCUUACAAAACUUUGAAAGCAAGGCCCGAGGCAAAGAUCUGAAUUGCAGAAACCAACAGGACAAGAUCAAAGAACUGGAAGGUCAGCUUGAGUUGAAAACAGUUCUAUACAGUCAGUCAGAGAAACAAGUUUCACAUCUUUCAGAGAGAUUGAAGGGGAAAGAAGAAAUUUGUGCUGGUCUUCAACAGAAGGUCAAAGACCUUGACACCAAGCUGAAAGAGCAAGGUCAAGAAUCCGAGUUUCAUUCUGUCAUCACCCAACAAAAGGUUGAGGAGCUUGAGAGGAAACUGAAAGAGCAAGAACAUAACUCAGAAUCUAUUGUACUUCGUCAAAAGAUUAAUGAGCUUGAAGACAAGUUCAGGGUGCAAGAACAACAGUUGGCAUGUACCCUAGCUUCAGAUUCUGCUAAUUCAUUAAGAUCCACUCCAACUGAAGAUAAACGCUGUGUUAGAGACGAGACUAUGAAUGAGGCUGACCGCUAUAUUCUGAGGAGUUCAAACUCAACUAACCGCCAAAUGAGUCGGGGGUCUAACUUGCUAAAGGGAAAUGACUUCCUUCAUGACAUAAGAAGGAAAAGAUUAUCCAGAAAUAGCGAAACAGAGAACAUCAUUGUAUCAUCUUCUCUCAAUGAAAAGAAGGCCAGGCAAUCUGACCCACCGAAACCAUUUCCCAGGGUUACAAAAACAGCAAACCCGGCAACAAAUGCUCCACGACGCUUGACUCAUAUCCGAACAGACAGAGAUCCCGUUCAAGGAGUUAAAGAGAUGGAUAGCAAGAAAAGGAUCUGGUCAAGAUAGCAAGGUGAAACUACUCGAAGCCAACUGGUAAUUGUGUUGUCUUUUCAAUUAACUCCUAUCCUUCACUGUGUAGUAGAUUACUAGUGUGCUUGAGGUCAAACUAAAUGUAAUCCCCCAUAUGUAUGUUAUAUUCUUGAGGGGAAAUCAAAUGUAACCCAUAUUCUGGGAAUGCUAAACUGUGACAAUAUUAUUCUUGCUGA